Messenger RNA from Aspergillus ruber CBS 135680, 945 nucleotides. RefSeq lists its product as uncharacterized. The coding region runs from base 1 to 624 and encodes 207 amino acids. The record is from RefSeq and is a predicted model, not a curated record. The transcript is spliced from 2 exons. NCBI's taxonomy places the organism in Eukaryota, Fungi, Ascomycota, Eurotiomycetes, Eurotiales, Aspergillaceae.
AUGCCCUCCUCCUCUCCAGCCCCCCCAAACCCAAACCCUUCCACCUCAACAACCACCACCACAACCCCCUCCGACUCCCUCGAAACCGACCUCCUCGCCCACCUCGCCUCCACCUCCGCCCUCGACGACAUCCACACAAACCUCCUCUGCUACCUGCAGCGCAUGGGAUGGACCGAGAAAAUCCGCACGCUCUCGCUCGAACUCCUCCGCGCUGGACGAUGCGAGCGCUUCGAUGAGGUUGUGGACGCGGUGAUUGCGUCUGCCGAGUGUCGGGCGCAUCCGGCUGGAAAUGCGAAUGGGAAUACUAGCAAUGGGGGGAAUGGGAUGGGGCUUAGUGCUGACGCUGAGGCGUAUUUGGAGAACGUGGAUGUGCGCAUUCCCGCGGUUGUUGUUGAACAUGGCGUACGCAUGGUUAAGGAGGUUUUGAAGGACGUUGUGGUUUGGGAGGAUGGAUCGGCGCUGGAUGAUUCGCUUGAUACUGGGAGGGGGAGUCUUUCUGGAGCGUCUGGGAAGAGGCUGGAUAGGGAGGACUCGGGCGAUUCGUCGGGCAAGGGCAGGAACGGUGAUGCUAGUCCCGUUAAGAAGACAGGGAAGAAACCCAACCCAGGGAAGAAUGUCAAGUGAUUGCGGUUACGUGGAGCAGGGGCUGUAUAUGCAUUGCAUUGAGGGAGUUCUUGUCUAUGAAGCAUGGGGUGAGACCGUCACCAGGCGUUUUUGGAUAGGUCGGGGCGAGGUCGGGGAGUUCAUUUUUUGUAUUCAUUCUGGAGUUGGGAGGACUUUGGCGCAUUCACUUCUCUUUUCGUGAUAGAUACCGUAAUCCGCUGUACUGGCAGCAAUAGUACCACUCAUAUCAGACAUCGAAACUUGUUGUCACAUUGCUAUUAGAACGUAGAGAUGCUUGAUCACAUAAAAUAUUUAACGUCCACAAUUCAUAGUACGUAGAUC